Molecule: messenger RNA, 423 nt
Organism: Cucurbitaria berberidis CBS 394.84
Lineage: Eukaryota; Fungi; Ascomycota; Dothideomycetes; Pleosporales; Cucurbitariaceae
Exons: 1
Coding region: 1-423 (140 amino acids)
Source: RefSeq, a predicted model, not a curated record
AUGUCGCUCUUUCCGAUCCCACCCCGCCACAUAUUCCCCCUCUUCGUAAUGACUUCUACAACCCUAAUGUCAUUUCCCGCCUACUUCAACACCCCUUAUGCUAUCAACACACUUUUUGGACUCCCCCAGCGCAUUGCAAACUCUCCACAUGCCCAAUCUCCCUUCAUCCUCAUGACAGCCAGGAUCCAGGCUAUUGGUAUUAUGAUGUGGGCGUUUUACCUAAAAGGCGAGUACCAUGCUGUUGAUACCGUGAUGGCAAUCUUAGGAACUUGGGUAACUGGAGUGGAUGUGUGGAUGUGUAUAAGAGAGGGUGUGAAGGGAAAGGCUGCGUUCAGGGGCAUUGUGGGUGGGGCGGUAGGAGUGUGGGGACUAAUGGGUAUGACUGCGGUAAGUAUGUCCAUGUCUGUACAGAAAUGGUACUAA